Molecule: messenger RNA, 2175 nt
Organism: Oryzias latipes (Japanese medaka)
Lineage: Eukaryota; Metazoa; Chordata; Actinopteri; Beloniformes; Adrianichthyidae
Gene: cd5
Product: CD5 molecule
Source: RefSeq, a predicted model, not a curated record
UUGAAGGGAGGAAAUGUGCAGUUUUGCAGCAGCAGCUGGGGAUUAAGUGAUUCGCUGCUCAGAGAGGGGGUGAAGGAGCCGUACACCUCUGCAUCACUUCCUUUCUUGUUACUUUUCCUGCCGUCAGCAUUGCUGUUUUGUUUCUGAUUUGUGUUGUUUCUUCUACUUUUUUUCUCUCUGCUAUUUUCCUCCAGAACCAACCAUGACUGUGGCUAACUUUAGAGCGAUGAUCCUUUUAGCUUUUACAAUGAUGGCUGCUGGACAAGCCUUUGAGAAGAAUUUCUCUACGCCAACCCAGACUACCAAGAUCAUUUCCCAAAACAAUGCUUCUCUUCAGGAGUCUACUUCUUCAGUUGAGGCUCCUGCCCCAGUCCUGGUCCUCCUUGCAGUACAUUGGACUGGAAUAUGCGAAGCCACCAUCUAUGUUACUGGAAAUCAGUUUUUGAACUACACCUCUUUACCUCUUAGUUCUUCCUCUGAGAUAAAAAUACAAAGGAUUUUGCAGAAAGUGUGUCAGAAACAGACAGGCUGCAAAAACAAAAUGAGCUGGAAGAAUAUGUCCAGUAACACAGACUGUUACAAAGUGGAUGAGAAAGGACCAAUCAGGACAUCCAACUGCUUGGCUCUGGGGGUCAAAUGUGAAGUUGUGGUGCUACCAGAUGAGCGUUCAGAGCUGCAAGUCUACAAGGUUGUAACAGCUCUACUAAGCUGUGGACUGCUUGUCAUGCUGCUAGUACACUUCACCAAACCCACAGUGGAGGCACUCCAGAGAAGACUAUCAGAAAGGAGGGAGCAUCGCUGGAUUGGACCAACACAAAGUCACAGUGUGUCUUACCAUCGAGGGAAAACAACAGUAAAAAACACAGAUGAAGAGAACAGAUUGUCCUUCCAAGCUCUGGAGCGUCUGACUGUCAGCAACAGUGGUGAGCGGACCAGCACCUACAACUUUUAACACCUAAAUCUGAAACAUCAUCAUGUAUAUUAGCAAGAGAUUUUUGUCUGAUUGCUGUCUGGUAUUUUUCAAUUAAUCAAAAAUUAAUCACAGAUUAAGGUGAUUCUUAAAAAUGUCUAUGCAGAACUGUUUUCUGAUCCAAUGGAGUAUUGUUGAGAGAUUUUGUUUUAAGCACUGAAGUUGUAUAUUUGGUGUAUCAUUGUUAAAUGAGAUGUAAUGUUUUUUCUUUAUCUAUAAGCCACAGGUUUGGAUGUCAGGGAUGUACGAUAUGUCAUCGUAUCAAUGUUUUGUAGUGUAUGUUGAAUUGUUAGCCAUUUACAAAAGAUAAACAUAGCUAAAGAUUUUUUUCCCUUUGUUUUGAGCUCAUUGCCUGUUAAGUUUCAUUACAUUUAUUAGAAAUAAAGCAUAUCUUUCUGCAAGAACCCAAAGAUAAAGCCAAAGUCGUGGCAGAUGCUCAGAGAAAGGCUGAUCUACAUACUGAGCUAAUUCACUUUUUGUGAGGGGUGUACCAGAUGGCAGCAAAAUAGCAUCAAGAAAUUUGAAGAAACAGCAGCAAAGGGAACGGCCUUUACCAUCUGUCUAUUCCUCGUGACUCGUAAAGAAGAAAACUGAAACAUUUACAAACUAGAAAAACUUUCACUACCUACAACAAUGCAAGAAAGAAUCCUGUAAGCUGAAUGUGCUAGUUAAAACUGCUAAAAUUAAUUGCUAAAAAUGCUAAAGCUCUUUGCCUAAACUGCUGAAGGAUUUCACUGAUAUGGUAAAGAGAAAUGCAUCCAAUAAGGUUGCGAUUUUGUUCAAAUCUACACACAGACUAAGAUUUACACAAACUGUUUGACUCCCCGGUUGAGUGGGUAGCCGACAUCUUCGCAGACCCCUUGCACCUGUUUUGCGUUGGCUGGUCCAUGCCCAGGGCGGCAAGACGUGGUCAGAGCACGCUGGUAACAGCUUACCCUGGUCAACAGUCGCACUGGGAGCUGGGGGCCCUAUUCCUCCCCCAAACGGCAAAGAUGGUGCAGUGAGCACUUCAGUCCGUGCCCCCGGUGCGGCGAGAACCGGGCGGCGCUCGCUGUGAAGCACGCGGUGGCCAGGGGUUAUCGAGCCGAUUGCGACGCACCGCUGCAGGGGAUCUGUCUCGUUCGCCACUACCGAGGGAAUCCUGGUUAGUUUCUUUUCCUCCGCUUAGUAAUAUGCUUCCCAUCAACGGGCAAUCCUCCAAAAAA